CUCCUCUUGCCCUCAAGAUGGCUGUAGAUUAUGCUUCCUACACAAACACGGUGCAUAGCAACGUCAUCGACCAGCAACUAUCACCCACGGAUGCGAAGCGGCAGUACGAGAAAGAGAUCAUCCUCGGCAAUUCUACCCACGGCGACCCCAGCAGACUAUUCCACACCAAGACCCGCAUACUGAGAGGCUCGGACGUCCUCUUAUCGUUGGCUGGCAGAUCCACAAAUGCAGAGUCGACCGAUGAUGUACAAGCAGGGGUGGAGAACUUUAAGAAAGUUUUACAUUUAUUCCCGCCUUUUCACGAUGACGAUGGAGACAGAUUCGGUGCUGCGGAUAUUGAAUGUCCCGACUGUGAUGCGAUAUUCUCCUCACCCAACGAACUCAAACAGCACUAUUUGACGAAAUACUGUCCCGGCACCGCAGUCGCGGUAUACGUGAUGACUCGAGAUCGAUUAAUCACCAAAGGCUAUCGUAUGGAGAAGCGUCUAAUACCAGUCAACUGUCGCCCGAUUCGGUUCUUCUGCGACUAUUGUGAUAGAAUCUUCACCUUUGGGGAAGAGGAUGAGAAGCCAGAUCGUCAUCCUAAUGUGCCUCUCUAUGUCAAUUGCAAACAUUGCGGAGAGAAAUGCAAUGUCUCGUAUCAACCUAUAUUAAACGAUCCCCGCGACGACACCAGUCCACGCGACAUACAGAGAGAAAUAGGGAAUGUCUGCCACAGUCGAAGUCCCAGUAUAGCUCAGAGACCAGCAAUGGGAUCGAAGUUCCCGGUUCCCCCGGGAACUAAUAUGGAUCAGCAGUCCUUUACCAGAAAAGCGAGGAAGUUACGAGAUUCAUGGUCAUUUCGAAAAAUGUCACAGAGUGAUGAAGAUGAGCUGAUUGCUAUCAGCUUUGCCGGGUUAUAUGAUUUAGAACGAGUUCACGCGCCGAAUGGCAUAUACCACCAAAUAGAAAACAAUAACGAAAGUCAAUUGAAUCAGUCAACAAUGAGCUUUGAUUCAAAUGGACUGAAUGACGCUUUAUUCAAUGAACCAAGGAAUAUAAUGUGUGAAGACGAAGACCGGCAUACUUCGAAUGAAGAUGGACUGAUGGAUGAUACGAAUGAUCAAAAAGCACAGCCUAAAUCAUCUCGAAGGCAGUCCUUCUUGCAGAGAUUGUUUGGACGAAAAGUGCCAAAGGGAGUGUCAAGAGCACGGUCCGCCAGCAGCCGUGGCAAGAACAUAAUCAGAAGAGCAAAUACGAUACGUUUCUCGUUUGUCACCAAGUACACUCGGAGCGAAAGCCGAGCAACAAGCCGAGCGACAGCGCGUACAAGUGAGAGAGACUCGAUAGAUGCACGCACGCACGAGACCACGGAGCCGAAACACGAAUCCGCCGCAGAUGCUGAGUAUAUUGCCUUACUGCGGAACUCUCAGAAUGUUUUCAUCCAUACUCAGUAUAUCAACGGUGGAGCUGUCGUCCAUGAUGCUUCUGGCCGCCAGCGUAUCAUCAAGAUCGACGAGGUUGCGCAGGUCUUCUUACAUAUCAAAGAGGAGCUAUCUUCCGCAAACUCUUGGUCCCGUAUGCUAACCACCAGGAUGCGAGCCGAGAGCGCGUUAAAGCAAGGGAACGGACAAGCAGCAGUAGUUGAAUACCAUGAUGCUUUGAAACUUCUCGAAGAUGCGCCGGUCCUGGACAUUGACAAACAAUCGCGGGCGACAAUGUUGCAUGCUUUGGGCCAAGCUUAUCACGGCCUGGAUAUGGCUGCAGAGUCCGAGGCAUGCUAUCUUGAGGCCCUGGGACUUUACAAACGUACGUACGGACGCGAUCACCCCAAGAACUUCGCGCUUCUACAUGAUCUAGGAGCCCUUUGCGAAAGGGACGGAUAUGCUACAGAGGCGUCCGCUUUAUACGAGCGAUCGUUCGCAGGUCGGCUGAAGACACUCGGGCACAACGCCCCGGACACAUUGAGUAGCAUGCAGGAUCUUGCCUCUCUGAAAGUGCACUUGGGCGAUCUCGAAUCUGCCCUUCUUCUACUCGAGAAGGCGGUUCCGGCGCUUGACACUGUCUUUGGCCUCCAGAACGCAACAACUUUGAACGCAAUGAAUCAACUAUCGCACUUGUACCAAAAGCUUGGCCUGAACAAAGAGGCUCGGACGAUUUGCGGGCGGACCAUUCCUCACUGCAAAUCAUUCUUUGGUAUCGUGAGCCCCAUCACCAGGGAGGCAGUAGUGCGGUAUCUCCAAAGCUCCGACAACUUCGAUUUCCCUAUCGAGAUCAAGGAGAUCCUCGAUUAUUAUCAACGCUCGCGUGAUCAGGACGCACUGAGAGUUGUCCAUCGUUUGGGGAGGUCAUACAUGGACGCCGGCCUGAAUCGCGAUGCGGCCAAUUUGUUCGAGGCUCUGGUCGAAGAUUUUCUCGCUGCCAAAGGUCCUGAAGCCCCGGAGACAUUCGAUGCUCUGAGCGCGCUUUGCGUUUCUUGGGAACACCUCGACUCGGUGGACAAAGCCAUUCUCGCAUACAAACAGCUCGUACACAUGGCUAGCAGAACACCCGAAGACCAUCACGCUCGGAAGCGCAUAACUUACGCGGAAAAGAGGAUCUCGGAACUCAACCGACGGCGCGAUACUCUCGCAGCGGAACGAAAAGAAUGGAGUUUGCAUGAGCCGGCAGCGUGUGAGAACUGCGGCGAUCCCACGACUGUACUAUGCAAAACGUGCAGAAUCUUUCGCUUCUGCAGCGAAUCCUGCCACAAAUCUGGCAUUGACGCUCACCUACCACUCUGCGUCCCCUCCGUGUCGCUGCGCGAAUCUAAAUCUCUAGCCGUCAAGCCCAAAUGUCCCGUCUCGACGCGCGACCAGGCUCUCGCGAAGAUCCGCAGUCUCGACAGCACCAAGCCCGUCAACAUCACUGCAAGCUUCACUUUCUACCUGGAUCCGCGCAACUUCACCACCUUCCGCAUGAAACUCAACUCCAGGGCCAACACCAUCAUCCUCUUUUCUCUUGAUACUGACAUCCGCUACACCAUUCUUGACGCCCUCCCACCCUCAUCCAGCCACAAGUCUCACCCCGGCAACACCGCUCCCCUCUCCAGCAAAUCCACCGGGGGUGUCAAUUGGAUAUCCCCCGAGCGCCAAGAAUCCAUCAUCUACGUCCCUCCAACCUCCGACGCGGACACCACCCAAAACGCGCAAGAAGAAGCGCGUUACGUUCUGGUCACUCCAGGCAAGGAAAUGCUCCGCUCCGUCAUCGACAAGCGGGUGCGGGUGCGCGGCAGCGCCGGCGAGAAAGAGCGGUUCCAGGCCCUCGACCUGCCCAGCCACGAACUCAUCGAGUAUGCCCAGGGCCUCUUGCUGACGGGAUACUUGGGUGAGGCGUUCAUGUAUGUUCUCGAGUGGGUUUGAUACAGUCAGACCCGUGAUCCUUUUCUUCUUACUUAGCGAGACCGUUUGUGUUUUUCUUUGGGGCAGUGCUGAUUUUGAGCAUGGGAUACACUCUUUUGCAAGUGAAUGAU
This is a messenger RNA of Aspergillus japonicus CBS 114.51, 3490 nucleotides long. RefSeq lists its product as uncharacterized. The transcript is spliced from 12 exons. NCBI's taxonomy places the organism in Eukaryota, Fungi, Ascomycota, Eurotiomycetes, Eurotiales, Aspergillaceae. Gene Ontology annotation, molecular function: protein binding. The coding region runs from base 18 to 3380 and encodes 1120 amino acids. The record is from RefSeq and is a predicted model, not a curated record.